AUGGCGAGGCGAGUUCGGGGGAUGAACCAAGAUGAUGUGUUGCAGAAUCAUUGCAGAUGGAGUUCCAGUGCCCGUACUGCUGGCCCAGGGGUGAGGCUGGAUCACUCUGGGCACCAAAAGGAGAUAUCGGGGCCUGGGCAGAGGAGAUUCCUCCUUGUCUUCAGCUGUCUUGUUCUCUCGGUGUUUUCCACCAUCCCUGCUCAUCAGGACAUGGCCAGUUCCGGGCUCUUUAUUCUGGAAUUCGUCAUGAUCGUUGUGUUUGGGUUGGAAUAUGUCAUUCGAAUCUGGGCAGCCGGCUGCUGCUGCCGCUACCGCGGACUACAGGGGAGACUCCGGUUCGCCCGCAAGCCCUUCUGUGUGAUCGACUUCAUCGUGUUCGUGGCCUCCGUGGCGGUGAUAGCCGCUGGGACCAAGGGCAACAUCUUCGCCACUUCAGCACUGCGCAGCAUGCGUUUCCUGCAGAUCCUCCGCAUGGUCCGGAUGGAUCGCCGGGGGGGAACCUGGAAGCUGUUGGGGUCCGUGGUGUAUGCUCACAGUAAGGAGCUGAUCACAGCCUGGUACAUUGGGUUCUUAAUCCUCAUUUUCUCCUCGUUCCUUGUCUAUCUGGCUGAGAAGGAGGAUAAUACAGAGUUUUCAACAUACGCAGACUCCCUCUGGUGGGGUACAGUUACACUAACGACAAUUGGUUAUGGUGACAAGACUCCGCAGACGUGGCUAGGCCGGAUGCUGGCAGCAGGAUUUGCACUGUUAGGAGUCUCGUUCUUUGCACUCCCAGCUGGAAUUCUGGGUUCGGGGUUCGCCCUGAAAGUUCAAGAGCAACAUCGACAAAAGCACUUUGAGAAAAGGAGAACUCCUGCCGCCAACCUCAUUCAGGCUGCUUGGCGUCUCUACUCCACAGAUGUGAGUCGGCCUUACCUGACUGCCACCUGGUAUUACUAUGACAGUAUUCUACCUGCGUUCAGAGAACUGGCAGUUAUGCUUGAGUCACUCAGCCGAUGGCGCAAUGGUGGACUUAAAAACUCAGACUGCAAAAAACUACAAGAAGAAUCCCCACAGAUACAUGCAUUUCAUUCAAGUCAAAGAUUAAUUGUACCCCCCUGUAAUUUGGGAGACAGUAACCAGAGGUUAGGAUUCCGAGACAGAAUGAAGAUGAACAGUCCGAGGAUUCAGAGUAUAAGGAGCAAGCAGACGUCUGCCCCCAGCAUCCAGCGCUGCCCCAGUACAGAGAACGCGACGCAGAUCAGCCCCACCAAGGUGCAGAAGAGCUGGAGCUUCAACGACAGAACCCGGUUCCGAGCCUCACUCCGCCUGAAGCCCAGAGCCACGGUGGAAACCGAGAACCUGGGAGACGACAGCUACGACGAGAAGGCCUUUCACUGUGACAUCAGCAUGGAAGAUGCCAAGCCAAUUGUGAAAACACUGAUCCGGGCCGUCAGGAUUCUGAAAUUCCUGGUAGCAAAGAGGAAAUUUAAAGAGACCUUGCGGCCGUACGAUGUCAAAGAUGUGAUAGAACAAUACUCUGCAGGACACUUGGACAUGUUGGGCCGGAUCAAGAGCCUCCAGUCCAGGGUCGACCAAAUCAUCGGGAAAGGUCAGGCGCCUACAGAAAAGAAGCUGCGUGAUAAAGGAGAGAAGGCUCCACCAGAACUGGAGCUGUUUGACGAGCUGAGCAUGAUGGGCCGUGUCGUCAAAGUGGAGAAGCAGGUGCAGUCCAUCGAGCAAAAGCUGGACAUGUUGCUGAUGAUCUACGGACAAAGUUUAAGCAAAGGUUCAGCCACAGCACUGACACUGGCUGCGAUGAACAUUCCUCUAAUAGACCAGGACCUGACCUCUGACUAUCAUAGCCCGGUGGACACUACAGAUAGUUCCAUGUCUACCCAGACAUUAAACGUAUCGACCCAUACAAAUCUUGAAGAAAGUCACUAGAAGAUCCAGGUGACCCACACUCAUCUAUACUCAG
Molecule: messenger RNA, 1960 nt
Organism: Mobula hypostoma (lesser devil ray)
Lineage: Eukaryota; Metazoa; Chordata; Chondrichthyes; Myliobatiformes; Myliobatidae
Product: potassium voltage-gated channel subfamily KQT member 4-like
Exons: 14
Coding region: 1-1926 (641 amino acids)
Biological process (GO): potassium ion transmembrane transport
Cellular component (GO): voltage-gated potassium channel complex; membrane
Molecular function (GO): voltage-gated potassium channel activity
Source: RefSeq, a predicted model, not a curated record